Molecule: messenger RNA, 630 nt
Organism: Oryza sativa Japonica Group (Japanese rice)
Lineage: Eukaryota; Viridiplantae; Streptophyta; Magnoliopsida; Poales; Poaceae
Product: agamous-like MADS-box protein AGL80
Molecular function (GO): DNA binding; protein dimerization activity
Source: RefSeq, a predicted model, not a curated record
AUGGCUUGCAAGAGGGUGAAGCUUCAGCGGAUCGUCAUUGAUGUGAAGCAGCGGGUGACAUUCAUGAAGAGUCUCAAGGGCUUGACGAAGAAGGUUAGUGAGUUCGCAACACUAUUUUUCAUGGUGUACGGUGAGGUUGAGGUGCAAGCAACGAAGGUUUGGCCGUCGGUGUGGGAGGCGACCAGAGUUCUCGAGCACUUCAAGGCCAUGCCUCAUCUGGUCAGAUACAAGAAGUUGACAGACCUAGAGGGCAUCCUCAACGAGCAGGUUGACAAGCUCAAAGAGCAGUUGCACAAGGUGGAACACGAUGCUGAUGAAAGCGAGACCAAGCUACUCCUCAUUGAAGCCAUCAAUGGCCACCGCCCGAGCCUCGAGGGUCUCACCAUCGAGCAAAUUACCAGCCUCGGAUGGAUGGCAAAUGCACGUCUCAAGAUUGUCAACGACCGCCUCAAGAAGCUCCAUGAGGAAGGCCUCAUACCUGCAUCCGUGUCAUUGUCGAGCACGGAGGUACCAAUCCAGAGGGAGGGAUGGCUUGUGGAUGUUGCAAGUGGCAUUAGCUCAAUAGGGUACAAUCGGUUUGGAGGUAGCAGUGGAAGCGGCAGUGCUGGAUCCAAUGGUGACAUGGCUUAG